Messenger RNA from Nilaparvata lugens (brown planthopper), 1945 nucleotides. RefSeq names its product cytosol aminopeptidase. Gene Ontology annotation, molecular function: manganese ion binding; metalloaminopeptidase activity. The transcript is spliced from 11 exons. NCBI's taxonomy places the organism in Eukaryota, Metazoa, Arthropoda, Insecta, Hemiptera, Delphacidae. Gene Ontology annotation, biological process: proteolysis. The record is from RefSeq and is a predicted model, not a curated record. Bases 187 to 1716 code for a protein of 509 amino acids. Gene Ontology annotation, cellular component: cytoplasm.
UAAAUGCAGCUGUUACUUAAAGUUUGAUAAAUUUUAUAAUCAUUAUGAUUUUGUCUUGUUUGAAAUAAAGAAGAAACAUAGAGUAUUCAGAAAACUACCACAAACUGGAUACCUAAAAUAUUGACAUCAAAUAAUCUAGAUUUUUGUCUAUCUGGAUAAAAUUUUAGAAAUUAACUAAAAGUCAAUAUGAUUAGAUUAAAUAUUUUGCAAAGAAACUUCAAUAAUCUUCAGUCUCUGAAAACAUUUUCAACGUCAGCUAGAAGAUCUGCAACUAAGAAAGGAAUUGUUGUGGGCGUUUAUGAAAAUGGAGAACUUACCAGUGCAGCAUCAAGAAUCAACAUUGAAUCUCAGGGAAAAGUUAUGGACAUUUUGAAAGUAUCAGACGUGCGCCUGGGCAUGACCAAUCUGGCGCACAACCUGGUGCCCGGCUACGACGUGGUGUCGCUGGUGGGCGCCGGCGCCAAGGGGGCCACAAUGGACGCCAACGAGACGCUCGACCGCCACAACGAGAACAUCCGCAUUGCGGCCGGUCGCGCGGCCAAGCAGCUGCUCGACGAAGGGGUCGCCCACAUCGAGGUGGACCCCUUCACCAACGCUGAGGCGGCCGCCGAGGGCGCCAUUUUGUCCGUUUGGAACUUUGACUAUCUCAAGUCGGACGAAAACAAAAAGCCGGAGCCGAAUGUGGUCUGCAGUGAGAAGAAUGAGGAAGACGUCUGGGAGAAAGGAAGGAUCAAAGCCGAAGCACAAAACUUUGCCAGAGUGUUGACGCAGUGUCCUUCCAAUCUGAUGACACCGACCCAUUUUGUUGAGUGUGUGAUCGACAAACUGUGCCCAUGCGGAGUGCAGGUGGAGGCCAGAGACCGCAAAUGGAUGAAGGAGCAGAACAUGGAGGCUUUCCUUGCUAUGGCCACUGGGUCCACGGAGGCGCCGCUCAUGCUGGAGGUGGCCUACUGCGGCGGCAACCCCGAUGCCAAGCCCGUUAUACUGACAGGCAAAGGAGUGACAUUUGACGGCCACGGCGUGUGCCACGACAGACAGUGCGACCCCGAGUUCAGUGCCGACAUGGCCGGCGCGGCCGUAGUUGUCGCCACCAUCAAAGCAAUCUGCGAGCUCAAAGUGCCAGUCAACGUCAACGCAAUAAUUCCAUUAUGCGAGAACAUGCCUGGUGGCAACGCGGUGGCUCCUGGUGAUGUAUUCACUGCCCUCAACGGAACCACCAUCAGAAUUGAUGACACCGACCAUGAUGGCCGCAUAUUCCUCGUUGAUGCCCUCUGCUAUGCUGCCAGAUACAAGCCCUGUCUUACUAUCAACGUGUCAACUUUGCAUGAUUCGAUGAGAAUAGCGCUUGGAACAGGAGCAACUGGGGUGUUCACCCUGGCUGACCACAUUUGGAAAGACAUGAGCGAGGCUGGUGCCAAAUCUGGAGACCGACUUUGGAGACUGCCCUUGUGGGAUCAUUAUCGAAUGAAAAUUCAAAGCGACGGUGGAGCCGAUGUGACAACAGUUGGCAAAGGACUUGGAGGCCACCCCUGUUCAGCGGCUGCCUUUCUUAAGUUGUUUGCCCCUCCCUCUGAAUUCGCGCACAUGGACAUCAGUGGAACGGGCCGCAAGAGUUCCGGAAUCAACCAUCCCUACCUGCAGAGAAAUCUGAUGACCGGAAGACCUGUGCGCACUCUAGUCGAUUUCUUCUGCAAGUUCGCAACCAACAAAAGUUGAUUCUCGAACAGUAUAUUUUUAUUAAAACUAAUCUUCAGACGUCUUUCAUCUUUAAAUUCUUUGUUUUUGUUUGUGAAGUCAUUAAUUGUACUUUGAUGUCUGUCAACUGUUAUAGGAUUUAAUGGAACUUGUAAAUUCGACGCCAAAUUUUUAAGGGAAGUUAUUAAAAGCGCUUGAAGCAACUGUUAUUUCUAGAAAAUUAUUAAAAUGACUUUUUAAAUUACAAAUU